CCUCCGUCCACCACCCAACCCCCCAUCCCUCGCCAUGGCCUCAAUGGCUGCUCUCCACCCUUAUGGGCCAUUGGCUCGAUCCGCUCGGACCGGCAUCUCCUACGUCCCUCGCCGCACCCUAACCUACACCCUCCCCCGUCGAGCCCAAGAAGACGGCGACAACAACAACAACACCCCUCCCACCGAGAAGCCCUCCAAACCAUCCGCCCUCUCCAGCAUCAAGAACUUCUUCCUCGGCGGCUCCAAGGACGCCAAACCGACGAUCACGCGGCGGUCGACCGCCCCGCCCAAACGCGAGGGCUCCCUCGGCGCAGACUCCAUCUUCGCAGAGGAGGAAGCCGGCCCCAAACUGAUCCCUAGCGGUCGGAUGCCCGCCCGCAAACAGGAUGCCGAGCUCACCCCGACGGAGGCCGAAGAAGGCGCCAUGGCAGCCGAGGCCCGCAACCGCGAGACCAUGGCGCCGGUGCUGGAUCCGCGCCCGCAGGCCCGCAUCCGCUGGGAGCGCAAGAUGGUCAUCCGCGAGAUCCGCCACCGGGGCCGGCUCAGCAAGCCGCAGCAGAUUCUGCGCUCCGAGCGCGAGUCCCUGUCCAAGUCGCACUGGUUCAAGACCUCCGUCAAGAAGCUGGGCCCCCUGGCGCGUCAGAUUGCCGGCAAGAACAUCGACGAGGCGAUGCUGCAGAUGCGGUUCAGCAAGAAGAAGGCCGCGAAGGAUGUCCUCGAGCACCUCAAGCACGCUAAGAACGUCGCCGUCGUCCGCUCCGGUAUGGGCCUCGGCCUGACCGGUGAGGCCAACGCGCCGACCAAACCCGUCAACGUCGUCCUCAAGUCCGGCGAGCGCAAGGCCAUCGCCGACCCGACGUCCAUCUACAUCGACCAGGCGUGGGUCAACCGCGGACCCUACGGCGUCGACUACGACCACCGCGCGCGCGGCGUCAUCCACCUGAUGCGUCCGCCUUACACGUCCCUCUCCGUCGUGCUCAAGGAAGAGAAGACGCGGAUCCGCGAGUGGCAAGACCGCGACGCCAAGGCGCUUCGCCAGCGCAAGUCCCAGCUGUGGACGCAGCUGCCGGACCGGAAGAUUUCCGCCCAGAACCAGUACUAUAGUUGGUGAUUUCACGGAUUUAUCUCAUUUCAUCUCGCCCUUUUUCCUUUUGUUUUGUCUAUUCGGCGUUAGUGUAUGUAUAUCUUAGACAUUUCAAGGAUUGUCCCGUGGUGUCGAACAGCGUAUUCUGGCUGCAAGAUUGGA
This is a messenger RNA of Aspergillus candidus, 1246 nucleotides long. Its product is annotated as mitochondrial 54S ribosomal protein uL22m. NCBI's taxonomy places the organism in Eukaryota, Fungi, Ascomycota, Eurotiomycetes, Eurotiales, Aspergillaceae. The record is from RefSeq and is a predicted model, not a curated record. The transcript is spliced from 2 exons. Gene Ontology annotation, cellular component: mitochondrial large ribosomal subunit; ribosome. Gene Ontology annotation, biological process: ribosome assembly; translation. Gene Ontology annotation, molecular function: structural constituent of ribosome. The coding region runs from base 35 to 1111 and encodes 358 amino acids.